AUGGAAAAGGAGCACAAGAGCAUCUGCUGGCGGCCAAAGAAUGCGCUCAUCGAAUGCAUCGUCAUGACCAAGUGCUUUCAGGAGAAGGAAAGUGUAGAGGACUGCAUCGCCACCAACGAUUGCUUUCUCGAGCGUCGUAACUGGACGCUGUGCAAGAUGAACGCGGUGAACCCACGGUAUCGACUUCGAGGCAAUCCGUACGACCUGGCUACCGAGGAUCAGAAGAAGAUCGAGGCGCGUAAUGAGCGCAUUCGACAACGUGAGUUGGAGGAGGAGGGGCUCUUCACUAAGUAA
Messenger RNA from Leishmania braziliensis MHOM/BR/75/M2904, 294 nucleotides. RefSeq lists its product as hypothetical. The record is from RefSeq and is a predicted model, not a curated record. The coding region runs from base 1 to 294 and encodes 97 amino acids. The transcript has a single exon. Lineage: Eukaryota; Euglenozoa; Kinetoplastea; Trypanosomatida; Trypanosomatidae.